AAUGUAGCCACCAGUUCCCAAUAAGACGUUGUAGGGAGUUGUGUGAUAUCGUGUUUGUAUGAGACCAGGCGCUGGUCUCGCAACGAAAGGCGGUACCGAACCUGUAUAGGUCGCCAAUGACAGCGCCAAUGGCCCCAUGCCAGGGUCGAUUGAUGGGCUUAGCACACAUCUUCAGGGCUCCUUUCCCAUAUUCGUAGAUGAAAUAAUUCUUCCUUUCAUCUCCAUUCUACUCACCUCUCUGUUUCCACGUACAAAGCCCAGAGUGUGUGUCUGCGCAUACCUCACGCACAACGCUCGAGUGCUCACCAUGUCGAAACAAGCCCCUGAUGCCACAACCCCCACGCCUGUGAGCCGACAACGAACACUCGGUGAAAUGAUCUUGGCACUACCAGAGGAGCUGAUUGCGGAAGUUCUGGCAAACGCACUCUUGCUUCCCGAAGCUGUGAAAAAGGCACAGUUACAAACGCGAUAUUGCCCGAAGAUCCGCAUGCUCAAGGAGGUCUUUCUUGACGUCGAAGAGCUGAUAGAGCAUACUCUGUUCACCUUCCUAGAGGCACCGGGCCGUGUUGCACGUAUCGUGAUAGAGACUUUUCAACACCGUCAGUGUAGCCGCCAUACCACUUCCGCAUCCGACCUCGUCCGAGCUAAUCUCAUUCUGGUUGCCUCAUCAACACUGCAGAUGCCCUUCAAGAUCACACUUUUCUUGUAA
Molecule: messenger RNA, 709 nt
Organism: Macroventuria anomochaeta
Lineage: Eukaryota; Fungi; Ascomycota; Dothideomycetes; Pleosporales; Didymellaceae
Exons: 2
Coding region: 137-709 (190 amino acids)
Source: RefSeq, a predicted model, not a curated record